CGCCAUUUAUUGUAAAUAAAGCACAAACAGUCGGUCACACAAAAAUUAUUUUAUAUAACACAUGACUUCUGCAAGUGGUUAUUAAUAAAAAGAAAUAAUCAACUUAUCGUUUUGUUUCGAAAUCACCAGUGAGGCAAUGAACAAGCUGUCUCAUGAUUGUAUCAGUCGUGUAGACCAUCUUUGAAAAUUUCCAAAAGUCACAACACGUAACAUUGCCUCGCGCUGACAGAAACAAACACGUCAAGCUAACUUUUACGUCAUCGCUCCUUUGAAAGUACGUCAUCAAACACGAAGCAUGCUGGGAUUUCAGCUGUGGAGUACCAACAGAGACGACCAUUUUGGAAGAGUUCAGCAGAGGCUGAAAAUGAGUCGAAAAUCAGAGAGUGACUUACACAGAGUGGAGGACCGUGACGUCGAAGACCUGCCGGGAGAAGAUUUUCACCGGAAGUUGUUUGAAUCGUUGGAUGCUGCGUGCAAAGAAACUGGACAGAUCAUUCAUGACGUGCAUAAGGACAAGCACUUCGCGGCGGACUACGAACUGGUUAUGCCGCGCGUCCAGCAGGCGGCGCUGCGCUGCACUGCUACGAUGGAGAAAGCGGAGUCCUUGUGCCGCGCCAUGGAGCACCGCAUCGUCGCCCUGCAUGCCGAGAGCCAGGAACUAGAAGCCCGGGAGGAGCUGCUGCGGCAGGAACAAGAUGCUGUGUCGACCCGCGGCCACGAGUUGUAUUGGAGGGGCAAUUGUCGAGAGAUGGAGCGCAACCUGGGGGAAAGCUUUAUCGCCAGAGAACGUUGUUUGAGUGUGGAGGGCGCCAGAAGCUUCAGAGAUGAAGUUUCCGAGAAGCUGCUCCGAACGGCAGACUUGCUGCGGGUUGCUGAACUUCGUACCUGCAGCUUGGACAGUCAACUUCACGCCACCAUGAAACUGAUGGGACAGACCCUGGAGAAGUGGAGGAUGGCACGAGGCGAGUGGGUGGAUGCGCUGGACAACCUUACCCAGCUGCAACGGGACAAGAUCUUGGAGUGGCUGACAAGUUCAGAGCCCCGUUCAGAAGCACAGCAACAGUUGGGCGAGCAGACUGUAGACUACCUUUACCUGCUGCAACAGGAGCGCCACCUGGCCGGUUCAGGUGUUGCAGAGCGCGCUGGGCAUGUGCACUUUCAACGUCUCCCUCGACUUCGAUCGCGCCUCCAGCCUCAAGCAGCAGAAGCAGUUUGACGAGUUGCAAGAGAAGCUGCACGUGAUGCUUCCAAAAACCUGGCGUGUAUCUGAGAGCCGCCACCGCCACUACAGACCUUCUGAAAUAUCAGCAGGAGCAAGAACAGGCGAAGAAUAGCGGCGAGCUGCUGGAGAAGCUGAAUCUGUCACGUCAGGAGGAGAUGCUGAACGGAGCGUGCCAUGAGGGUGGUACAGCGCUGCACCGCUGCGGCAAGGUGUCGGACCUCGCGACCCUCGUCACGCAGACCGUCAACAGACAGCCGCCUCAUCCCUUCCACCAGACUGCCCUCAAGAAGACGAUCGAUGUUUCUAUGACUCCGAGGACAACUACACCGAGGACUCCUGGUUUUCCGAGGACAGAGUAAAGGACAAACUCCAGGGGAAGUACAGCCGGCUGGACCAAAAUCAGCGAAAAAGUCGUUCAGUGGACGGCAGCGACAACGAUACCACCGACAUUAGCGACACCGAUUUUUACGAUGACGAAGUUUAUCGUGGUCGCCACCUCUUAGUGCCUCGAGCCUCAGUACAGUCAGACGGAGGUACUCAGCAAGACGGCAAAGACCACGAGGGCUUCCUCGGCUUUAGUCAAAGGGGAGAACUGCUUGCCAAGGGCGACAUCGACUCCAACAUUGGCGCGAUGAUGACAGACAGAAACAACGAUACUCACGUGGGAGGUGCCGCUGCAGGCAGGGAGCCCUUCAUGACGCGCCUGCGCAGACGAUUUUCUUUCACCCCACGCAGUGACAGCAUGACAAACGCGUGCGCCGUUGAUGACGUCAAAGUCCGUUCUUCCGGAAGUGACCCAUCUCAGAACUUCGUUCAAACUAAUUAUUGCGACGCGAAGCGUUGAAGGCCAGUUUAGAACAGUUAAUAAAAAUAUAAAACAAACUUUUCUAUGGUGCAAAAGUUGCUAGUAAUCAGACUAAUAGCAUGAUGGAAUGGACAAAGGGGAAAAGCUUUUAAAAGGUCUCGGGGAAAUUCUGUGUUAAAGUUUAGGAUUGUUACUGCUGUUCACUUGUGGAACAUGUUCCCCGCAAACAAUUAUUGUAGGGUAUUACAUUUAUUUUCACCGGAGUUGUUUAGUUUGUUACUGCUUAAUUACCGUGAGGAAAGAAAUGAAUGGAUUUUUGUUCCAAAUAAAGUUUUGAACAGCU
Messenger RNA from Pomacea canaliculata, 2370 nucleotides. RefSeq lists its product as uncharacterized. The record is from RefSeq and is a predicted model, not a curated record. The coding region runs from base 296 to 1216 and encodes 306 amino acids. NCBI's taxonomy places the organism in Eukaryota, Metazoa, Mollusca, Gastropoda, Architaenioglossa, Ampullariidae. The transcript is spliced from 12 exons.